Molecule: messenger RNA, 2419 nt
Organism: Sinocyclocheilus anshuiensis
Lineage: Eukaryota; Metazoa; Chordata; Actinopteri; Cypriniformes; Cyprinidae
Product: RNA-binding motif, single-stranded-interacting protein 1-like
Exons: 14
Coding region: 266-1456 (396 amino acids)
Cellular component (GO): ribonucleoprotein complex
Molecular function (GO): RNA binding
Source: RefSeq, a predicted model, not a curated record
GAAACAGACAGGCUGGGCAAGCCGACUACAGCGAGUGUCCGUGGGAUAUAUGCUGCUCACCCUUCUGCAACACCUAUUAUUUCUCCCCCGCAACGAUUCGGUCUUAAAGAUACGUCAAAGUGAGACUCUAUGACAGCGCUGCUCGCUCUCUAUGGUUUAUAGAGCCACAGAUACAACUUUACCCUCCUGGAUACACGAGAACGUACGAGAUAAAAGCAUUUGGUAGAAAUUUAUUCAUCUGUCGGUGGAUAUUCGGUUGUUGAGGAUGAUUUUUGCAAAUUCUGGCCACACAGUGAGGACGUUGCAUAACCGUAAACAGCCUCCUGUUGGCCCCGCCUCCCACCCGAUGGCUCCGCCCAGUCCUGGAACCAACAGCAGCACCAAUCACAGCAGCAGCAGCAGCACAGCCGGCUGGGAGCAGCUCAGUAAAACGAACCUCUACAUCCGUGGUUUACCACCAACCACCACCGACCAUGACCUGGUCAAGCUCUGCCAGCCAUAUGGAAAAAUCGUAUCAACCAAGGCCAUCUUAGACAAAGCCACAAACAGAUGCAAAGGCUAUGGCUUUGUGGACUUUGACAGCCCUGCUGCUGCUCAGAAAGCCGUCAGCGCUCUGAAGACCAGCGGAGUUCAGGCUCAGAUGGCAAAGCAACAAGAGCAGGACCCCACUAACCUGUACAUAUCUAACCUACCGCUGACCAUGGAUGAACAGGAGUUAGAGGCCAUGCUGAAGCCCUUCGGACAGGUCGUCUCCACACGCGUCCUGCGGGACACCAACGGGGCCAGCCGAGGGGUCGGAUUUGCGAGGAUGGAGUCGACGGAGAAAUGUGAAGCUGUCAUCUCUCACUUCAACGGGAAAUUUCUCAAAACUCCAGCUGGAGUUAUGGCCCCAUCAGAACCCUUGCUGUGCAAGUUUGCGGACGGAGGCCAGAAGAAGCGUCAGAGUCUAAAUAAAUAUGUGCAGAACGGACGAGCCUGGGCCAGAGACGGAGAGACCAGACUUACUGGCAUGACACUCACAUACGACCCCACCACAGCUGCUAUGCAAAAUGGAUUCUAUCCGACCGCCUACAGUAUUACAAACAGAAUGAUCACACAGACCCCCAUUUCUCCAUACAUCUCCCCUGUGUCCACAUACCAGGUACAGAAUCCAUCCUGGGUCACCCAUCAGCCCUACAUCUUGCAGCAUCCGGGAGCAGUGAUAUCGCCCUCUAUAGAUCACUCCAUGUCUCUGCAGCCCGCGUCCAUGUUGGGUCCUCUCACUCAGCAGAUGAAUCACCUCUCUCUGGGCAGCGCAGGAACGUUUAUGCCAGCCAAUCCAGCUCUCCAGGGGCCGUAUAUCCCUCCAUACACUCACAUGCAGACCACCGCCGUCUCAGUAGAGGAGAACAGUCCACAACCUCCGGUGGAAUCGUCCAGUGAUCAUUCACCUUAUACCUAUCAGCAGGCCAAGUGAUGAAGAGGGUUGUCGGGGUUCGAGAGAGAAGGAGACGACUGCUAAAUCAAUAACAGCUUCCUUUGAAGGACCGGCGCUACCGAUGAAUCGACAUUUUGCACAGGUUCUACGUUGAGAUCCUCGGUUUUAUAAUAAAACUACUUCAACUAUUUUGGUAUAAGUUCCAUUAGGUGCAAAUCAAGGAUUCAUUUCAUCAGAGGAUGCUGACAAAGAAAACACAAAUGAAAUGGGAAGAAAAAGUUUUAUUUUACUAAAGAAACAACGCUUAUUUUUUACCAAGGAUCGUCACAUAGAUGCAGGAACUUCAUCAUGGAGAUUCUUCUUAUUUUUAUGAUUUCGGAUUUGUUUUCUCUCUCUCUCUCUUUUCUUUUGUACUGAAACAGAUGUUCGUUUUUAGAGAUUUAUCAGCCGGACAUCCUGAGAAAGAUUGCGUUUGUGCUUGCGGUGUGAGUGUCGUUGAUGUGUUUUUGUCGUGUGCUUCAUCUUCGGUCUGACCGAUCUGUCCGUCUUAUACGAUUUGCCUUAAACUCUUUCCCGUACAGUAGCCGAAGAAAAGAGGUCCGGCUUCUGCCUUGUAAAUCAGCUGAAUAGGGCUUUUUUAGCAUCUCGCAAAGGAACAUUUCCGCCACGCUUGGAUUUCGGUGUUUUGCUUUUUCCGACCUUUUAGAGUACAAACCGUUUCGAGUGAUAACGUUGAUGGAGUUUUAAUAGGAUUUAAUGUUUUUAUAAGCAGAGGUGACGACGAGCCUUUGGUUGUUUGAAUGUGGUAGAAAUUCUGCUGAACGAUCACAUUUUUGAUAAUUGCCUUUUCGUUUAUAAAUCUCGGUGUUGUAGUUUAGCUUUAGAUGAACUCGUGGGAGGGGGAGGAGCUUUGACUCGUAUUCUAAUGAGGGGGCGGGAGGGAGGCGUGGCCUGUCAGUCAACUUUCAGCAGCGGGCUUCUUCGGGAGAGGUGAACGUGUAG